AUGCCGGACCACCUAAAGGAUUGCAAGAGACUCGCAACAAAGGUCAUCCACGCAACAGAGGAAGAACAUAGUAGCAGAUCGGUGGCAAGGGAAAGGGACGCAGGCCCAACCCAAAAUGACUCGUCGAGAAGGGGCUCCACCCAUGAUAAAUCUAUCUCACCCAACCACCCUACAGGUCAGGCUGAUAACCCCUCUCCAUUUCCCAGAGAUUUCAAAAUUAGCUUGUUUUUAGGGAAUGUCCCCUUUGAUUGCUCAGCAGUAGAGCUCCAGGUCAUCUUCCAGAGAUAUGGCAGGGUUCUAGAUGUGUAUCUCCCAACCUUUCCAGGCAUCCAGAAGCCGAGAGGUUUCACAUUCGUCCAUUUCUGGUAUGAACAGGAUGCAAAGGCAGCCAUGGAUGUCCUCUACGAACAGCACAUCAACGGCAAGGUAGUCACAGUCCGAUGGGCUAAAUCCAAGGCACCUUCCAAGAAACACCCGGAUAAUCAAAUCAGGCCGCCUCCCAGGAAUAAAAUCUCACAUUCAUACGUUGUUGUGCUAGCAGAUAGAGCGCCCGACCUCCCCCACAAAAUAACGCAAAUAAUAGAUAGUAUCAUAAUAACUAACCCGAAGGCAGUGGCGAUUAGGCUAUGGGAUCUACAGUUGGGACUGGUUGAAACUCCAGAAGGGCUGAAUAUUUCCAUUCUGAAGUUAAUUGACUCCAUAAGAGCUUCAAGUUUUGUGGCAUCCAUAAUUGACAUGGUAAGAAUUUCCCCUGUUAAAUUCCUGAUGACGUUGAAAUCUAAGGUAGAUCUCAUAGACUUCCUGGAUGAUCCGGACCUCCACAGGAAGAUGGGAUUGAUUUUGGUUGUCAAGUGGUCAGCCAGCGAGGUUAUGGGAGAGGAAGGUAGAUGGAUUAGACUGUUUGGAAUUCCAGACCAUGCCUACACUACCAGAAAUUCGGCAAAGGCUACGGAUAAAAGCCGUAGCCAAAGACCUAUACUACGGUUUUAG
Magnolia sinica is the source of this 990-nucleotide messenger RNA. RefSeq lists its product as uncharacterized. The coding region runs from base 1 to 990 and encodes 329 amino acids. NCBI's taxonomy places the organism in Eukaryota, Viridiplantae, Streptophyta, Magnoliopsida, Magnoliales, Magnoliaceae. The record is from RefSeq and is a predicted model, not a curated record. Gene Ontology annotation, molecular function: RNA binding. The transcript has a single exon.